This is a messenger RNA of Chanos chanos (milkfish), 1840 nucleotides long. RefSeq names its product E3 ubiquitin-protein ligase arih1. Gene Ontology annotation, biological process: protein ubiquitination. Gene Ontology annotation, molecular function: zinc ion binding; ubiquitin-protein transferase activity. The coding region runs from base 135 to 1715 and encodes 526 amino acids. The record is from RefSeq and is a predicted model, not a curated record. The transcript is spliced from 14 exons. NCBI's taxonomy places the organism in Eukaryota, Metazoa, Chordata, Actinopteri, Gonorynchiformes, Chanidae.
UGCCAUAAAGUGCUAGCUACAGUGGAAAAUUUUGAGACGAGGAAUAUUUUCAUUCACCAUAUUGCUUACUUAAUUUUGUUUGUUUCAGAACACAUUAAUACAUUCCCUUGUCAUAAAACGCUAUUUAAUAAGGAAUGGACUCAGACGAGGGUUACAAUUAUGAAUACGACGAUGAGGAAGAAUGCAGCGAGGACAGCGGUGCAGAGGAACCCGAAGACGACACCUUGGAUCUCGGAGAGGUGGAGUUGGUUGACCCGGUUGUGGCCGGCGGUGAGCGAGAUGAGUGUGGUGAGACUGGAGGCAGUGGCCUUGUGCCUGGUCAGGAUGAAGAAGACUACCGAUUCGAGGUUUUAACUACUGAACAGAUCCUCCAGCAUAUGGUCGAGUGUAUUAGGGAGGUCAAUGAGGUCAUCCAGAAUCCAGCAACCAUAACCAGAAUACUCCUCAGUCACUUCAACUGGGACAAGGAGAAGCUCAUGGAAAGGUACUUUGAUGGAAACUUGGAUAAGUUGUUCUCAGAGUGCCAUGUGAUUAACCCAAGUAAAAAGUCCAGGACGCGGCCUAUGAACACCCGUUCCACUACUCAGGACAUGCACUGUCAGAUCUGCUACCUUAACUACCCAAAUUCGUACUUCACAGGUCUGGAAUGUGGACACAAAUUCUGUAUGCAGUGCUGGGGCGACUACCUAACUACCAAAAUCAUUGAGGAGGGUAUGGGUCAGACUAUUUCAUGUCCUGCUCACAGCUGUGAUAUUUUGGUUGAUGACAACACUGUAAUGCGGCUAAUAACUGACUCAAAAGUGAAGUUGAAGUACCAGCAUUUAAUCACAAAUAGUUUUGUAGAGUGUAACAGAUUGCUGAAGUGGUGUCCAGCUCCUGACUGCCAUCAUGUAGUUAAAGUCCAGUAUCCUGAUGCCAAGCCAGUUCGCUGCAAAUGUGGACGACAGUUUUGCUUCAACUGUGGAGAGAACUGGCAUGACCCCGUAAAAUGCAAGUGGUUAAGGAAGUGGAUAAAAAAAUGUGAUGACGACAGUGAAACCUCUAACUGGAUUGCAGCAAAUACAAAGGAGUGUCCCAAAUGUCAUGUGACCAUUGAGAAGGAUGGAGGCUGUAAUCAUAUGGUGUGUCGUAACCAGAAUUGCAAGGCUGAGUUCUGUUGGGUCUGUCUGGGCCCUUGGGAGCCUCAUGGCUCUGCCUGGUACAACUGCAAUCGCUACAAUGAAGACGAUGCAAAGGCUGCCAGGGAUGCACAGGAGCGCUCCCGUGCUGCUCUGCAGCGCUACCUGUUCUACUGCAACCGCUACAUGAACCACAUGCAGAGCCUUCGUUUUGAGCACAAGCUGUACGCUCAGGUCAAGCAGAAGAUGGAAGAGAUGCAGCAGCACAACAUGUCCUGGAUCGAGGUGCAGUUUCUGAAGAAGGCUGUGGACGUGCUGUGUCAGUGCCGCUCCACGCUCAUGUUCACCUACGUCUUUGCCUUCUACCUCAAAAAAAACAACCAGUCCAUCAUCUUUGAGAACAAUCAAGCAGAUUUGGAGAAUGCCACCGAGGUGCUUUCUGGGUACCUUGAGAGGGAUAUCUCCCAAGAUUCCUUGCAGGACAUCAAACAGAAAGUGCAAGAUAAGUACAGAUACUGUGAGAGUCGGCGGCGGGUGCUGCUGCAGCAUGUGCAUGAGGGCUAUGAGAAGGACUUAUGGGAGUACAUAGAGGACUGAGGCGCAGCCUUGUGGAGGAGGAACUUUGCAAACCUCUCAGACAGGCUACAGGGCUGUGGCAGUUCAUCCCGGCUCCAAUCUCAGUCACCACCACAGAUCCUCUCCAUUCUGCAUCUUUUUUUGUG